Molecule: messenger RNA, 4585 nt
Organism: Strongylocentrotus purpuratus (purple sea urchin)
Lineage: Eukaryota; Metazoa; Echinodermata; Echinoidea; Camarodonta; Strongylocentrotidae
Product: toll-like receptor 4
Exons: 1
Coding region: 433-3129 (898 amino acids)
Biological process (GO): signal transduction
Molecular function (GO): protein binding
Source: RefSeq, a predicted model, not a curated record
UCGGUGCGAUCGUUUCGAGAUUCAGUGCUCUUAAAUGCGCAGUAGGGCCAUUGCGCAUAUCGUGUGUUUACUACCAGGCAGAUUGGCGCCUGCCCUAGCUCCGCCCAGUUAAGGAAGUAUAUCCGGAAUUCACACACAACAUUUCCAGGUUUACUCGUGCUAGCUUUACGAUAUUGUGAUGUAUUAAUUGGCAUUGGGCUCCAUCCAAGCAAUAAAUCGUUGGCACUUGACACUAUCAUUAUCUCAUCAUAUCUCGUGAAUGUCUGCACGCGGGAAUACCUUGGGACGUGAUCUUUUUUCUAUGUAACCAAAGGGUUAUUAUACAAGUACCUUUGACGGACGUACUUGUUAAUCGCCUAAGAAGAAGCUUAGCACAAGGCACAAAAACUAUUACUAUAGCCCAAACCAAUUCUGUUGAGGAGUUAAUACAUCAUGACGUGGAAGACAAUUUUCCUAUUAUCCAUCCUCAUGGUAUGUUCAUUUAAUAUCAUGGUGUCCCCGAGCCAGGAGUUCCGGCCACAUAAUGAACACGGAAUUACAACCGUAACAGGUCACGUCAACGGUACUAAGAGCGAUGUGUGUUCUGUGGAUUUCCUGAAGAAAACAGCCGAUUGCUCAAAUAGGCAGCUGAAAGACGUACCCAAUAACCUUAUCAAUGAUCUCCGUUCGCUUGAUUUGUCGUCAAACUUCAUCCGAAGCCUCCGGAAUACGUCAUUCCUCAUGUACUCUCUCUUGGAGAAGUUAGACCUGUCUAACAAUCUCAUCGGCUUCAUGGAUUUAGCGACUUUCUUUCCUGUAGACCAGUUGAUCAGCUUGUCCCUAGACCAUAACCCCAUUUUCACCCUUCCCGGAAGUGAUAUCUUUCAGGAGUCCAAACGGUUGUCGAGUCUGUCCCUUCAAUUCUGCAAUUUAUCAUACUUCCCGAAUGAUACCCUCGGAUUCUUACCUCAGCUACAAAGCCUUGAUUUAAUGGGGAAUGAACUAACGUAUAUCAACAUUUCGAAGUGCCCCAAAAGAACACUGACUAUGCUAGACUUCAGUUCUAACACAUUUCAAGAAAUAUCAGCUGAUGUUCUAAGUCUCCCCUGCAGGACAGACACUCUCUGUCUAGGUGGGAAUAGUUUCAGGAAAAUUGAUGCCGAUGUUGUUGCUGAUUUUCCCAUUCGUGCUUUGGUAUUUGAAUUUUUAAUACCGGGGCCAGGGCAAACAUUUGAAGUAUGGAAGAAUUUGUUUACGGGUAUCGCUCAUUCUGAGAUAGAUGAAAUUUUUCUGCUGAUGGCAUUCACCGAUGUCCCUCCUGACUUCUUUGACCCAUUGCGUGGUAAAAGGCUAUCCAAUUUAAAGCUGCAACAAAACGAGUUUAAGUGUUACCCGUCCAUCUUUGCUAAUCUAACCUCCGUUUAUAAGAUGGAACUGAUUAGCUUUCAUAUAGGAGUUCUGGAGUCUGCUUUCUUUGAUGGCAUGAAGGAACUUCGAAGCCUUACAGCUACUAACACAAAGAUAGAACAAGUCAAUCCCUCAGGGUCAUCUUGGAAGAUUGAUCUUUGGGAACUGGAUUUGUCAGAGAACAACCUUGGGAAUUUGAGUCCAUUUGCCUUCAAGGGUCUCACAAAUCUUACAUUCCUGGACCUGACUAACAACGCUCAGUUAAUGGAAACGCCAACUACAUCUCUAGCAGGACUUGACAACUUACGAACAUUCAAUGUAUCCCGUACCAGAAUAAGUGCACAAAUGACCUUACAUGCUCCACUUCUGGAAAAAUUCGUUUUCACCUUUAGACCAUUCGACUGGUGGCGAUCUCUAUCUGCUUUAAUUCCGGGAAAAACAUUUCAGUACACGCCACAUCUUGACUGCAUCGAAUUAGAUAACUCGUAUGUAAUAUUGAGAGAACUGUGGGAUUCAUCUGAAAAUAUAUCUUUGUUUCAAGGACUUCGCAAUUUAAGGUAUCUCGGACUGAAACAAAACAAAAUCGGCAGUUUACCGUUUGGGGUUUUUGACAGCCUUUUUAAGUUACAAGUUCUCGAUUUGAGUGACUGCGAAAUUUCCACGAUCGAAUCUGGCGCCUUUGCUUCGAUAACCUCACUGACCACUCUAUCUCUGCAAAAUAAUAACCUUCAAAUACUUCCCUUGCAUAUCUUCGACAACCUGAUUCAUUUGAGUACAUUUUUUAUUGGAAAUAACGCAUUGUUUUAUAUCGAUAAGGCUUUAUUUGCUAAAACGCAAAUGAUAACUUGGAUAGAUCUUGCAAGAAAUCAGCUGAGCGUUUUCAAUCAGACAACAUUUUCCCAAAUUUCAACCACGCUAUCUUCAAUCGAUCUGUCACAAAAUCCCAUCGAAUGCUCCUGCAAAUCACAAUGGUUAAUCAUGUUGCUGCGUGGAGCCAUUAAUGUUCAGAAUGGUAAAGAAACAACGUGCUCAUUUUCAUCACCGAAACCUUUCGGAGGAGAGGCACUGGAAUUCAUCCAACCAAACGAUCUCUGCACAGCAAAUGUCUAUGUAUACUUUUUAACAGUAUUUUUCGUUGUCAUUGUGGUUAUCGUCGUCGUCAUCGUGUACCACUACAGAUGGCAACUAAGUCACAAACUUUUCCUUCUCCGACUCGCCAUUUUGGGCUACAUAGAAAUCAUGGACGAAAACGAUCGCGAGGAUUACGAUUCUGAUGUCUGCAUCAUAUCGGCACGGGGUAAUGAUGAGAAUUGGAUUCAGGACAAACUGAAACCCUUUUUGCAGAGAUUCUUGCCGCACUACAAGCGAAUCAUAAACGUCUUCGAGGAUAAUGAUCUUCCCCUUGGCAUGCAUCGCACGGAUGCCAUAGAUCACGUCUUGACAAGAAGCUAUAAGAUUCUUGUAUUACUGAGUAAUGCUGCCUGCGUUGAUUACUGGUUUCUGAAAUAUUUCCGUAUGGCAAUAGAUCAAGUGGACGAGACCCAGACAGAGAACAUGGUAGUGGUGUUCCUGGAGAACAUUGAAGAAGAUAAGAUACCAUAUGAUGUGAGAAAGUACAUGGGAGGCCAAGGGCCAUUUGUAGAAUGGAUGGAAGAUGAUGAGGAGGGACAAACAUACUUUUGGAAACGUUUGGAGAAAUAUCUGUCUGUAAACCGUAAGCGUAACCAUCUUAUACCUGCAUAAUGAGAGUUGCCUAGUCUACCUUUAUCCUGCGCUAUUCUCUCUAUCUCUUUUUACCUCUUCCCCUGUUUUCGUUAUUUCUAGGCCCUCACCCCCUAAACCCUUUUUGGCGAGGGGGGGGGGGGGUGGGGGUGAAAGCGUGAUGAAAAUUCGAAUAGGGCUAUCGUCAUUCACUUUCAAGAAGACGACCUUUGCCUAAGGCGUCGCCCAUCUGCGACAGGAGAAAGGCAUUUUCAAGAAAAAAGCGUCUAAAUUUGAUUAUCCUAUCAACAAUCUAAGAUUACUAAACCAAUGGGUUCGAUUAGGAUUAAAUAAUCACUAAGGGUCCAGGAAAAUAUUUAAUUCAUUCAAAGGUGGCAUAUUUUACAAGUUACAAAUCACGGUAACAGAAUGAAAAAAAAAACGUAAUUCAGUUACCGUAUGAUAAUAAUCACGGUAACGGUUUAAAAAAAAAGAGGCAGGUUAGAAAAGAUGAAAUUCUUCAUGGACAAUAGUUCAAUUAAAGGCUAUAAUGGCCCAGUAGCGCAUGCAUCUUGGCCAACGCCCACAUAGCACGUCUAACAUAUAGUGAAGAUUAUCGAGACGGCACGUGGCUAUUUUGUAUAUUAAAGUUGACAGAAAAUAAAUUUCUAAAUAGUGUUUGCUAUUGCGAUAAACAAAAAUGGAAACAUGCAAUUGUAUAUUACCUAAUAACGAAACCUUCCUUAUAAUUUAAUGAAUAUCGUAAGCAACAUUGUAACCUGAAUUCGUUAAAAUGAGUAUGGGCAAAUCACCCUUCCAAGCUUUAAUGGUAGGGCCUAUACAAUUAAUUGGUUUAUUCAUUUGAAAUACAUGUACACUGUCUAUAUAACAACAAAUGGAUGCAUUGCAUUGCUGAAAGCUCUAAAAGUAUCACAUUGUAAGGACAAACCUCAAGACAACAAAGUGAGAGUUUGUAUGUAAACCAUUUGCAACCUUGUUUUCUCUAACUAGUUGCUUGUUAAGGAUUAUAUUGAAACUUUCGACAUAACUUAAUAUUACCUGUACAUGUUUCGGACUGGAAAAGACAAUGAAUGCGUAAAACUUUGAAUGCGUGAUAUUGUUAUCUGUAUUGUAAAAUGUUAUGCUCAUAAUAUAAUUAAAUGUAUAUAUUUUACUGAGAAUUUAACUUUACAAAGUGAAAAACUCUAUGCAUUUCGAAUUAUAUAGUUACAUCUAAUGAAUGAAUUAAAAUUUGUUUGUUUAACUGUAUAGAUAUAAUUUAUGUUUCUCUGCUUUCACGCUUUAACUGUAUUUUUAUCAAAUGAAAUUCUUUUGAACGAAAGAAUGACAAAUUUGAUAACAAUAAACACAAUAUGAUUUUAUCAUGUAUCCGACUCUUAUGGGCCUAUUCUGGUGUUCCACUUUAUUCUAUGUCUGCAGAUGAAAUGUUAUGAUAACAGGAGUUGACGUGUGAAUAAGCUACUUGGGCAGGUUUAAU